CUCGGCGUUUAACACUUUUCGUACAAUGAUAAAGAAAUUUAGGAAGCUCAAUUUUUUUUAUUUCACUCCUGAUAGCCGAAAUUAUCGCGUGUACUCAAGUCUCGAAGACUAAAUCGAUUUUCCGAUUCCUUUUACUCGUUAUACUUGCCGUGCGUAUCAUUCCGCAAUUCGUUUGUCGAACAAUCAAAUCAAUAAUCAUUUCGUUAUCUUUAUGGAAAACUAGCAAAAUACUGGAAUCAUAGACGAGUGAAUGUAAUUGGUAGGGUGUUUUCUGAAGAUGAUGUCCGCUGAUUGAAUUGAUUAUCCGUGACUCGUGAAACUGUAUAAGUUAUUCUGUCGAUUGGCUUGGAAUUGGAGAUUGGAUUGAUAUUCCAGGGUAAACCAGGAAAACCAGGAAAACCGGGAAUAGUCAGGGAAUGGACCGUAGGGAAAAAUGUAAUUUAAAAGAAAAAAAAAGUCGUUUUCAAACUUUAGAUAUGCUUUGUAACUUCAGUUGAGCCAAAUUUUGGAAAUGGUAUUGUUUAAUUUCUAAUUAUUUGUGUGAAACGAAGCGAUGCUACGUGUUUUUUAAAUCCAAGUUUAUACAUUCAAGGUGCACAACUUCUGGAGCCUUUGGCCAUAAAAGUUGUCCAAUAUUACUCAAGUUUUGUGGAAAAACGUCAGGGAAUUCGGAAUAUUUUUACGGGAAAAGUCAGGGAAUUUUAUUUAAUUUAGCAAAAUUGUCGCCACCCUGUAUCCGUUAUUCUUAAGGUAUUUGCGAUGCAUAACUGAUCCGAACAUUGUUAAUUCUGUUUCAGAGUAAAAUGUAACGUGUAAAAAUGUGACCAACAUAUACAGAUUAUCAUGAACUUUACAAGGCAUUCCAAUAAUGCUGCAGUAGGAUAUCGCUUUACAUAUCAUGGAAGCCGUAGGUAUAUUCAUAAAAGUACUCAUUGUCGUGGCUUGUUACACGGAUGAGCCAAUUAAAUAUGUUUUUGCGCAAUGUAUCAUUCCACUCGGCAUGGAAGAGGGAAAGAUUCCAGACAACGCGAUUACCGCCUCCUCCAGUUACGAAAUGAAAUCCGUUGGCCCCCAAAAUGCUAGAAUACGCCAGGAGAAAAAUGGUGGAGCUUGGUGUCCGAAAGCCCAAAUUAGCAGUGACAUUAGAGAAUACUUGGAGGUGGAUCUUACGAAUAAUCACCUUAUCACAUGGACUGAAACCCAGGGUAGAUUUGGCAAUGGUCAAGGGCAAGAAUACGCGGAAACGUUUUUUCUGGAAUAUUGGCGUGACCUGAAAUGGUACCAAUACAAAACCAUGAAAGGAGACAAGGUACUCCGUGGAAACAGCAACACGUAUCUGGUAGAGAAGCAAAAAUUGGAUUUGCCGUUCGUUGCCAGCAGAGUUCGAUUCGUUCCGUACAGUCAACAUCCGCGAACGGUUUGCAUGCGAGUUGAAAUUUACGGAUGUGUUUGGGAACAACAAAUCACUAAAUAUUCGGCCCCGAAAGGGGAGACUUUUGGACCCAAUGGCUGCAAUGUCGAAGACUCAUCUUACGACGGUAUUAAAAAUGGUAAUCGUAUGGUCGAUGGACUCGGACAACUGACCGAUGGUGUAUACGGAGAAGAGCCGAGCACCAUAGCCAGCAGUUUCACAAAUUGGGUUGGCUGGAGCAAUUUGAACCCAGUGGAGCUGACCUUCGAGUUUUACGAAGUACGAGGAUUUGAAAACUGUACCAUCCACGUGGCGCAUAUACCGUCCCGAAAUAUCGAGGUCUUCUCCACUGCGUACGUUUGGUUUUCAUUCGAUGGCAAGCAAUAUCAUCAAAGUUCGGAAAAGCUUGAGGUCAACGAAGAUGUAAAAUCGACUACCAGGAGCGUAUCGAUAUCAUUACAAUCCAGGAUAGGACGUUUCGUUAAAAUUGAACUUGUUCCAAAAGCUAAAUGGCUCCUCGUGAGCGAAGUCACGUUCGAUUCUGUACCGGCAUCGCGGAAUCUAUCGGACGAAUCGUUGGAACAAUUUUAUCGGGCGUGUCACAAGGAUAAUGAAACCGAACUGAGCGAUACCGAAGACUCGCAUUCGAGCUACAACAAGACAAUUUUUGAAUUGAACACCAAUUUGACACCCGACGCGUUUCCGGUCAGCAAUUCUCAGACCUACAUAGGACUUGUCAGCGGUGUUCUGACGGUAACUGCGCUUCUGCUGACUUGCACGAUUUUUUUGAUGAAGCAAAGGGGACGCAACAAAGUCGCACUGCUGCAGAAGCACACGGCCUUGUUGUGCAGAUCACCGACACACGGAAUAACGAUCAAUAUGAAAGACAUUAAAAUGCCCCCACCUGUGAUCAUCAACGGCUUAUCCCAGUCGAAAUUAUCUCUGAAAAGUAAAAUACUAUCGGUUGACAGUCACAGUCUUCGCAACGACGAUACUCUUGGUAGCGAAUACGAGAAAUGUAGCGUCUACGAAAGGACUUACAAACUUUAUUCGAAGGAGAACCUCGGCUACGAACCUCACACUCACAAAAGCGAUCGAGUGUCCAGUUGUAAGAGUGAAUAUUCGGAUUUUACAAGCGACAGUUGCUGUGACGAUAAAAUUGUCGAUCGUUUGGUCCUUACCCCGUUUCCAAUAAAAAGACUUUGCCAUACUUCGUCUAGAACUAAUCACCAAAUUUACGAAGGUUACUACGCGGCAACGGAUAUUUUGACGAUCAAUAAUAGAGAACGACAAAGUUGUUCGAAUUUGUUCACAUCCCUACAAAUUGAGGAUGCCAUACAUCCGUCGCACGUUUCUGACUCUUGUAACCUCCACCAUGUUUCAAGACAUAGACUAAAAAUCCUGGACAAACUGGGGGAGGGGAAUUUCGGACUGGUUCAUUUGUGCGAAGCUAAAGGUAUUCACAGUCCAGAUUCAAACACGAUACGCAAUAAACAGGUUGUGAUAGUGCGAUCCCUUUGGCGCGGAGUUACAGAUUCAUUGAGAAAACACUUUAUGAACGACAUGUACUCACUGGCAAAAAUUCGAGAUGUAAAUAUAGCUCGAGUAAUAGCUCUUGUCGAGGAAGAACCAUUCGGAGCAGUUUUUGAGUACGGCGAGCUCGGGGAUAUUCCUAGUUUUAUCAGAACUCAUGAAAAGUCAAGUGACGACAUGCCGUUAAGUUACGGAUGUUUACUGAAUUUCGUAACUCAGAUUGCCUCAGGAAUGAAAUACUUGGAAAGCUUGAACAUUCCGCACCGUGAUUUGGCUGCAAGGAAUUGUGUCGUAAGCAAGAAUAUGACCAUAAAAGUAUCAGAUCAUGCAAUGUAUUGUAGCAAGUAUGAUCAGGAGUAUUACAUAGACGACUGUUACGCGAGAGUUCCACUUCGUUGGAUGGCGUGGGAGGCAAUUUUACUGAGAAAGCAAACUUGUAGAUCCGAUGUUUGGUCCUAUGCAAUUACGGUUUGGGAAAUUCUGAUGAACUGUGCGGAAGUACCUUAUGCUGAUUUAACGUCUGAGCAAGUGUUGGAAAACUUUAGCAGAUGGUACCAUUGUGGACCAACGGAUAAGAAUCAGCCUCGUAUUCUUCCACAACCAGUUCCAUGCUCAAGAGAUUUGUAUCACAUGAUGACUAAGUGUUGGAGUAAACGUGCAGAUGACAGGCCAACCUUUGAAGAAAUCUACCUAUUUCUGAAGCGAUUGAGCUUCGAUUGAAAUGUUGUUUACACUGCAGCGUGGACCAAAUCAAUUACAAUCAGCUUAAGCAUCCGCCACUAUCACGUCUUGGAUGCUUUAGCCACUAACUCAUGCUCAACUAGAUUAUAUAUCUUGACCUUCUAAAUAUAUCAUUACUAUUAAGAUAUCCGUAUAUUGUGUGAGGAUUUUUAUAUUAAAUGUCGAAAUUACUCGGUCGACUUGGUCAAAAUUGAAAACAUUUUACUAUAUAACAUAAUCAAGAUUCAAGCUGAUUAUAAGUGUAAGUUUGGUAUAGAGGAAUAAGAUCACUUGGAGCAAUUGAUCACUAUUGGUCAAUUACGAUUGUUAUAAUUAACGUAGUUAUAGGGAUGUUUCAGGGGGAAAUAUUUCGCCGGUUAUUUUUUCCUUUCCGUUUUGAAAGUCUGUUGUCUAGUCAAAACUUCAAGUUUUAACAUUCUGGGUUUCAGUUAAAAUAUCUAAUUGUCAGAGAUAAGAUGAAUCACCCUUCUUUCCUCCAUCUUAUACGUACAACUUUGUUACUGCUGUAAAGCGUUAGAACAUUCAAGAUCUCAUUGAACAAACAUUUUUUUUUCCGUAUAAUUUGAAAAUGAAUCGUAUUUGGAAAUUUACACGCAAUCAAAAUUAAAUCACUUGAUUUUUAUAAGGUUUUCUAAGCAAUAGUUAUUUGAAUGCAAAAUUUCUUUUUUGCUCUUGCUUUACAGUCAAUGUUAAUUCAACAGAUUCUUCAAAAAUACCUUGGUAACGAUCCAAACAGAAGGCGAGAUAUUUAGCCUAUAUGAAAUCGUCAUUUUUGUAAUGCUAUGUUUUGAAUGUUCUUUGUUAAGUUUUCCUUACAAAGUCACGUAUGAUAAAAAAAAAAAAUGUAUCUUCACUGAACAAAUCGGCAUUUAUUUGAAAAUAAACGGCUCGAUUUUCCCGUAGCUUGCGUCAUUUUCGAUCAGGAAGCAUCGUGUUGUAAAAAUGACGAGUUUAAGCAAUGGAAGAUAAGUACCUAGAGUAAGAUUUUUUUUAAUUCUCUAAUUGUUACGUGAACUCAAUCACUCAAGAAAGUAGUAAAACUCGUUUUUCGUCCCGGGAAUUCGUGAUUGUAUCUGUUUUUUUAUAUAAUACCCAGGCAACACACUUGUCGAGAUCUGAGAAGUAGAAAGUUAAGGAUGUGUUGACCGAAGAAUCAGUAAAAUAAUGUUUUCGCAGCUCAAUCCUCGGACAUCCUAGUUUUUUAUGAAAGGAAAAAGUUGAACAUUAUUCACUAGUUAUAGAAAUUGUCACUAGUUCAAUUUAGUUUAUAUGUUUUCGGUACCAGCUGUGAAGGGCACUACAUGUAUACAUAUAUUGGCGAAACCUAAAAUAUAGAUGUAAAUUCCAUGUACAGGAUUCUUUGUAAAACAUCAACAGAAUCUGACAGAAUUGCUUACAUAAGUGUCCAUAUGACUAUUCAAAACUCGAGGGAUGUCUGAAUACGAAACACUAAAACUGGUAAACAACUAAAUAUUUUCUGUGACAUUAAUUAAUAGUCGCAAUCAUACAGGCCAUUCCUUUAUUUGCCCGCCACUAAUUUCACGGACACAAUAUUCGGUUUCUAGGAUUCAGUUUUAUUGAUGGUCAAAUUAUAUUUCAGUUAAUUACUCUUGACAUCAAUUUUCUAAGAAUUAUUGUGCAAUAUUUUCAUUUAAGAAAUAAUUUAUGUAGUAACAAUUUGAAAAAUGUAUCAUCUUUUCUAAAGAUUUAGGACGCAAAAUUUUACCCUCGAGAAAAGAAAAAAAAAACACCAUCUAUGGUUCACUCUGU
Messenger RNA from Neodiprion virginianus, 5455 nucleotides. RefSeq names its product discoidin domain-containing receptor 2-like. Bases 899 to 3664 code for a protein of 921 amino acids. Gene Ontology annotation, cellular component: signaling receptor complex. NCBI's taxonomy places the organism in Eukaryota, Metazoa, Arthropoda, Insecta, Hymenoptera, Diprionidae. Gene Ontology annotation, biological process: multicellular organism development; positive regulation of kinase activity; protein phosphorylation. The transcript is spliced from 14 exons. The record is from RefSeq and is a predicted model, not a curated record. Gene Ontology annotation, molecular function: ATP binding; collagen binding; protein tyrosine kinase collagen receptor activity.